Molecule: messenger RNA, 6816 nt
Organism: Diaporthe batatas
Lineage: Eukaryota; Fungi; Ascomycota; Sordariomycetes; Diaporthales; Diaporthaceae
Exons: 6
Coding region: 1-6816 (2271 amino acids)
Biological process (GO): secondary metabolite biosynthetic process; fatty acid biosynthetic process
Molecular function (GO): fatty acid synthase activity; oxidoreductase activity; phosphopantetheine binding
Source: RefSeq, a predicted model, not a curated record
AUGACACAACCUAGUGCGGAGUCGCAAGAGCAGCUGAUACGGCACGUUUAUCGCAAAGCCGGCCUGGACUUCGGUUUGACACGCUUUGUCGAGGCCCACGGGACCGGAACCCCUGUUGGCGACCCGAUCGAGAUGAAGGCUAUCGGAAGGGUUUUCAGAACCUAUCGAUCAGCCCAAGAGCCCCUUUAUGUUGGCUCUUUGAAGUCCAACACCGGUCAUUUAGAAGGCAGCGCGGGUCUGGCUGGCGUGAUCAAAGCCAUUUACACCCUCGAAAGAGGAAUAAUCCCUCCCAACGCCCUGUUCGAGCAGAUGAACCCCAGCAUCGACGCUGAGUUCUACAACCUCAGUGUGCCAGUCAAGGGCAUCCCGUGGCCAUCGAGCGGUCAACGCCGUAUUUCGGUCAGCUCGUACGGAUUUGGAGGUACCAAUGCGCAUGUUGUUAUUGACGACGCUUAUCAUUAUCUUCAAAAGCGCGGCCUGAAUGGAAUACAUCGCACUAUUCCACAGGUAACAUCCGGAUUCUCUGAUUAUGACCUUCAGUCGCUUCGAAACCCUCAGCGUGAGACAUUCGACCAAGGUGCUCAUCCCAAACUCUCCAAUGGGGCAUUUGUGAGGGAGCGAUCACUUAUCACAAAUGGGGAUUCAGACAUGUCCAACGGCCAAAAGAUAUGCAUGGGUUCGGACGCAUCCGUUCUGCCGUCGGUCGAGGAGUCCUUAAACAACCAUCUUCUCGUUUGGUCAGCUCCGGACGAGCAGUCCCUCGGCCGUCUUGUGCAAUGUUAUGUGCCGUACUAUCAGCAACAGAUUGCGGGUGUUCAGUCCAAAAUUGACCAACUGGCAUUCACCCUUUCAUCGCGACGAAGCCGCAUGCUGUGGAGAACCUUCGCUAUUUCCGACGAAGAUGAGAGUUUGGGGAGUACAUUAUACACUGCAAAGCCAUCGAGAGCGUCAAGUGAAAUCGGAGGUAUCGCCUUCGUGUUCACCGGACAAGGGGCUCAAUAUGCGGCAAUGGGCGUCGAGCUUCUCCAAUACCCAGUUUUCGCACGCACUCUUCAUCAGACCAACGGAGUGCUUCGGCAGCUGGGUUGCACGUGGGAUAUAGUUGAGGAGCUACGUUUGGGACACAACAUCGAUCUCCCGAAAUAUAGUCAGCCAAUAUGCACGGCGCUCCAAAUCGCCUUGGUGGAGCUGUUGAGAUCCUUCGCGAUUUCGCCAAGUAUGGUCAUCGGGCAUUCCUCAGGAGAAAUUGCCGCGGCCUAUACUGCUCACGCGCUGAGCUUGGCCUCGGCCUGCAAAAUCGCAUAUUAUCGAGGCGAGCUUGCCCCGCGGAAUACGACAGUCUCUGGACCGGAAGAUGCUGUUGAUAAGCUCAAAGAGGACCUCGACAGGCGGGGCAUUUUUAACGUCAAGUUAAAGACCGGAGUCGCUUACCACUCCCCACCAAUGCGAGCGAUUGCGUCAAAAUACAUCGACUUAAUCGGAGAAUUGGAGGAUGAAUCCCUUUCUCUAGAACCGGUAGAUCAAGGUGAGCCGGAAAUAUCGAUGGUCUCUUCUGUCACCGGAAAGCCCAUCUCACCCAAGAUCUUGUCGACGGCUCAGUACUGGGCCGACAAUCUCGUCUCACCCGUAACAUUCUCUCAUGCCAUACAUCAUCUUUCUCACGAAUUCAGACGACUGGGAAGUUCCCCUAUCACAGAUAUCAUCGAGGUUGGCCCCCACGCCACUUUGCGCCGCCCGAUCGAUGACACUCUCGCAUCGGACGGCCAACAAGGGCAGAUCAGAUACAUCAACACUCUUCAUAAAGCUUUGCCGGCACAUCACAGCAUUCUGAAACUGGUGGGGACAUUAUUCUGUAAUGGCCAUCCAGUCUCCCUCGAGAGCGCAAAUCAGUUGAACGUGAAAGAUGGUGGAACCCCGCCGCCCUUUCUGGUGGACUGCCCGGAAUAUCCAUUCGACCAUUCUACAAAGUACCUGGCGGAAUCCAGGAUGAGCCGUGAUUAUAGAUUGCGAGAACACGUACCCCGGGAAGUUCUUGGAGCAAGAGCGUUUGACUGGAAUCCGUUAGAACCUCGUUGGAGGAAGUUUCUGAACCUACAGUCUGUUCCUUGGGCAAAUGAACACAUCGUUACUGGAACGACGCUCUAUCCCGGAGCCGGCAUGCUCCUCAUGGCUAUUGAAGCAGCAAAGCAGAUGUGUCCUGAAGAACGCUUGGUUGCAGGUUAUCUUAUCAAGGAAGCCCGUUUUUUGAACCCGAUGGUAGUCGGGCCCACAUGGGAGGAAACGUCGGAGGUGGUGAUCCGUCUACUGCCUUUACAAAAGCCAUACGAGAAGGAAUCUGUGUGGUCCGAUAUUCGGAUCUCGACAUUGAAUCAGGGUCGUUGGAGCCAGACUUUUACGGCAAUCAUUGAGACACAGUACGAACCCACUCAACAGACGCAAGUCGACAACGGCCGGGAAAGGAAGCUCCGCGAUGAGAUGGUGCUACGUGUGUUUCAGCGGCAAACGGACACGUGUCGCAAAAGCAUUGACAGAAAAGGCUUAUAUGAAGCCUUCGACGCGUGCGGCAUCGUUUAUGGUGGCGCAUUCCGGGUAUUAGAUGAUGUGAUGUAUGAUGGCGCCGAUAAUGCUAUGGCCCGUGUUGAUGUUUCGAAUGGAAAGCACACUACAGCGAGCGUCUUCCAUCCUGCGGUUCUCGACUCUGCGUUCCAACUGCUUUCAGUUCAGCAGUCACACGGCCUUUCAAAGAGGACCACGGCGUAUGUUCCCAGCACCGUGUCGGACGUGUGGAUCUCAUCUGCUGGCUGGCAGUCCCCUCAGACGUCAUCUGUUCACUUUGCCAGUGCUACAGCCGAAACGGACGAUAAAUCCUUCGAGGGCAAGAUCUAUAUUGUCAAUGACCAAGAUUCUGUGUUAUGUGUCGUGUCAAAGCUCACGAUGGCGCCUGUGUCGGGUGGUUCCGCAGAUUGGGAGGAAGCCCGAGAGACGCAAUUACUGUACGGCCUCGCGUGGAAACCUUUGCUCAGUAUGUUGGAUUCGAAAUCCCUGGAUCGAACCUGCAACGUCGCUAUGUUCUCCAGGAACGCAGCGGCCAUCAGCGAAUUUCGCCAGCUUCUCGAUCCCACCCUUGACCGAUGUAUCAGGAAAACGGCCAAGUCACUCACAGUCAAGGAUCGACAGCGUACUCCUAGUUUCUUGAGGAGGCAGAUAGAAUGGAUAGACCACCAUGCAGCUACCACUUCUCCUCUUGAGACAGUGGAAGCGAGCGACGUCGAUGACGAGGUGUGCCUGAAGAGGCUCGAGUCUAUGUAUCCAGCCUGGGGCAUUUUUCCUGCGAUAGCGCGCAGCCUGAAACAAAUCCUUGCCGGAGAGAGGGAUCCUCUUCAGGUUGGCUUCGAAACCGGUCUGGCAGAGGCUUUUUAUUCCGACGUCUUCGCAUCCCUUUGCGAUCACAGAUUUGAGAAACUCAUGGAUCUCAUGUGUCAUGAGCAACCCACCAUGCGGGUUCUUGAAGUCGGAGCUGGGACUGGAGGGAUGACAGGCUACGUACUUGCUGCCCUGGCCGAAGCCGAAAAACGAAACGGCGGGACAAGAUUUUCAGACUAUACGUACACCGAUAUCUCGCCCUCGUUUUUUGAGAACGCACGCAAUCGAUUCACUGAACAUGGAAGUCGUAUCAUAUUCAAGACACUGGAUCUUGAGGAAGAAGUCCAGAGGCAAGGUUUCGAGCUCGGAGCUUACGAUGUGGUAAUUGCUGGAAGUGUACUGCACGCUACUGCGAGUCUGGCAAGGACUUUGGCGAAUAUCCGCUCGUUACUGAAACCUGGUGGCCAUCUUCUCUUUCUGGAGACUACUGUUCCCGCACAAGCAGCAACAAACUUUGUAUUCGGAAACUUCCCCGGAUGGUGGUGUUGCAAGGAGGAGUGGCGACAAUGGAGUCCGGCGAUAGACGAAGACCAGUGGAACCAAGUUCUAAUCGACAACGGGUUCUCCGGCAACCGAGUCGUCCUUAGGGACUACCAAAGCACCGUUUGUCAUUGUUGCAGCAUCAUAUUAUCGACACGAAGUGGGACCAACAACCAGCCAUCCUCGGAUUCUGGCACCUUGGGGCGGCUCGUGAUUGUAACUCCAAAUCGAAAUGACAACCACCUUAUGAAGCUCGCUGAAGCUCUUUCGAAGCUGCUGGGCCGAUGGAGUUGCAAAGUCCUUCCUCUAGGUCAAUUUGAAGACACCAACCUCUUAGACCAAGACAUCAUAAUUUCUUUGCUGGAAGCCAAUACGCCCUUUCUUAUUGGUGUCAAAAAAGAGGAAUUCCAGUCUCUCCAAAUCCUGAUAGGGCGCGCGCGCAGAUUGAUGUGGAUCACGGGAGCUGGUGAAGAGAAUUCCGAUGAUCCGCGCAUGUCCUUGUCAAAGGGAUUCCUGCGAGCCAUGCGCUCUGAACACAUCGACAAACAUAUUGUCACACUGGCAAUCGAGCCUGACGUCAACGAGGAAGCCCCGGAUUGGUGUGUUACAUCUGUCGCAAAGUUGGCGGUUAAAGCUUUCAAGGCGUCCUUUGAGGAAGCUUCGCCGGAAGUCGAGUAUAUUGUGCGCGGUCGAGAUAUCGGGGCCCUUCGUAUAACGGAAAAGACGCAUAUGAAUGGCGAGAUGCGGUCACUUGUGGCUCCCCUAUUGCAGAGCGAGUCUUGGAAGCCUGGACCGCCGUUGAAGCUCACAGUGGGGUCUCCCGGGUUUCUGGACUCCCUCGAGUUUGUGAAAGAUCCCGCCUACCGUGAGGACCUUCUCCCUGACGAGAUAGAAGUCGACGCUAAAGCAUGGGGACUAAGUUUCCGCGAUGUCUUCGUGGCUCUUGGUCGUCUACCAGGGGAUGAUCUCGGCUACGACUAUUCUGGUGUUGUUAGUCGGGUGGGCGCUGAUUGUGAUCUGUCGAUCAAGCCGGGGGAUCGAGUUUGCGGAAGUACCCUGAGUGCAAUGCGCAUGUUCCCGCGCGCGCGAAGCGGCAUGGUUGUGAAGGUACCAGAUCAGCUUUCCCUCGAGGCAGCGGCAUCUUUUAUCAGUCCUGGGGUCACAGCGUUCUAUUCGCUUAUCGACGUUGCACGUUUGAAAAAGGGUGAAAAAGUUCUGAUACAUUCCGGAUGCGGCAGUACCGGGCAAAUGGCUAUCUGGGUUGCAAAGAUGGUAGGGGCAGAAGUAUUCACUACUGUUGGAUUUGAUGACAAGAAAGAGCUUCUGGUCAAAGAUUUCGACAUAGCUCCGGACCACAUCUUUUACAGCCGGGACACAAGCUUUGCACAGGGCGUGAUGCGUGUCACUGAUGGAUACGGAGUGGAUGUGGUGCUCAAUUCACUGGCUGGUGAUGGGCUCCGCGCUUCCUUCGAAUGUGUCGCACCCUAUGGGCGUUUUGUGGAGAUCGGCAAAGCUGACAUCACCUCUAAUUCCGCCUUGCCGAUGGCUAACUUUGCAAGAAACGUGAGCUUUAGUGCCGUUGAUCUUUACCACGUUGCCCAGUCCAACCCGAGAAUGGCAUAUGAGUUGCUAUCCAGGGUUAUGAGUUUUAUCUCAGCUGGGAAAAUACUUGCACCCAUGCCUCUGCACAUCUACCCGGCCUCAGAGGCCGAGAAAGCAUUCCGUUAUUUGCAAAGCGGUACCAACACUGGCCGUAUAAUCAUCAAAGAUAGUAGCUGGUCGCUUGAUCAAACCGCGACAUACAUUGUUGCAGGAGGCCUUGGUGGUCUUGGACGGGCCAUAGCGAUGUGGAUGGCCAGGAAGGGAGCCAAACAUCUGAUUUUGCUUUCCAGGUCCGGGCCUAAGUCACCUGCAGCUGCGGGGACCGUUGCAGACCUUCAGGAGCAGGGCGUUCAAGUGGUGACGCCUCUCUGCGACGCGUCUUCUUCCGAUGAGCUACAUUCUGUGCUCCUGGAGUGCAUGCAGAAGAUGCCACCCGUCAAGGGGUGUAUCAACUCCGCCAUGGUGCUUCAAGACGCCGUGUUUGAGAAUAUGACCCAGGCGCAGUGGGAGAUGAGCAUCCGGUCCAAGGUCUAUACAUCGUGGAAUCUGCACGAACUGGUCCCCAACACCGAGCGGCUAGACUUCUUCGUGCUUCUGUCGUCUUUAUCUGGAAUCUAUGGAAACAUAGCCCAGUCCAACUAUGCCUCGGGCUGCAGUUUCCAAGAUGCGUUAGCACAUUUUCGAACCGCACGAGGGCAGAAAGCUGUUUCUCUCGACAUUGGGUGGAUGCGCAAUAUCGGUGUCAUUGCUGAAAACGCGGCCUAUCGACAGCAGCGCAAGAACACGGCGGAUAUGAACCAGAUUGAGGACAGUGAGCUGUUGGCUCUAUUAGACUUACACUGUGACCCCAAUCGUCCGGUGAUGAAGCAUGAGGACUCGCAGUUGUUGGUAGGCGUGGUGACACCACGAGAUCUACGUGCUCAGGGACAGACGCCGCCUGCCCUCAGUAUGGUACCUGUGUUUUCCGGAUUCACACAACUUCAACGAUCCCAGGAAUAUCUCAGCACAGAUGGCAGCAUUGUUGACUUUGCAGCGCUGUUCCGCCAAGCGACGGAUGAUCAGGAUCGUGCCGCCAUUGUUGUGCGUGCCUUGAGCUCGAAGCUUGCUCGUGCUCUGUCGGUCUCAAUCGAAGACAUUGAGCGCAACAAGCAGCUCCACGAUUAUGGUGUCGACUCGCUGAUGGCUGUGGAGUUGCGGAACUGGAUCGCUAGAGAUUUUGGCGCAAAUGUUGCUGUCUUUGAUAUCAUGGGCGGAACAAAGAUUGCAGCUAUCGGUGAAAUGGUCAAUGAGCGAAGCCAGCAUAGUAAAUAG